This is a messenger RNA of Bacidia gigantensis, 1479 nucleotides long. RefSeq lists its product as uncharacterized. NCBI's taxonomy places the organism in Eukaryota, Fungi, Ascomycota, Lecanoromycetes, Lecanorales, Ramalinaceae. The transcript has 2 exons. The coding region runs from base 1 to 1479 and encodes 492 amino acids. The record is from RefSeq and is a predicted model, not a curated record.
AUGGCCGGGGCUUUGUCCGCCAACAUUGCGUCUGAUGAUAUUGGCCUCAUAUCUUCAACGCAAUGUGGGAUUUGGGAGUUCAAUGUAGAUGCCGGCAUUGAAGCUGCUGAUUUAGCCGAUCUGAGCAACCAUAGGAAGGAAGUACGAGCAGGUCAAUACGCUCGAACUUGCUAUGAGCCUAGUGGGGACCCUGGCGCGUUCUCAUGUGGGCUCUUCUACAACCAGAGCAUUGCCUUCACAACGAAGACGCACCAGAAAUGCCCCUUCUCUUCGCCAAAUCUCUGCCUCGAGGGGGCAUACUCUGCCAUUACCUUUGAGACAGGCCUGGUCGACGCAAGCGUUAUUGGUAUCAAUGCGAGGCCGACCCACAAGUUCAAACGAAGCACUACAUGCUCUCCUCUUAACAUGUCACAGGAGUUUAUCUCCAGAGUGUCUGAAGCGAACGACACAAGAUAUCGUUACUACUAUGGUGGCAAAGACGAAGGAAACUCUACUUUUGAAACUGUGGGCCAGCCAUUUGACUGGCUUGUCCCGGUCUACACUGUCAGCACGUAUUUUUCAUCGCUCUACCCUGGCGAAGACUACUGGCAUCCAAUACCAGAGCUUGCUCGGCCGGAAGAUACCACCCUCACAAUCAUGUUCAUUUCAAGCGCGCACAUCUAUUACACCAAACCAAAUUUGGAUCCGAUCUUCCACGCCGAGGAACCGAAGCAAGUGGGAGGACUCCAGGGAACAUAUUACUUCAACUCAGACCCGCGAGCAAGGCCGAUGGCUUGCGUCGAUAAGACCGAACUAUGCUCUCCGGACGGCAAGCGUUGCUGGUCAAUGACAUCACCAGUCCCAAAUGGAGUUCCAUCGUCAAACGCCUAUUGGCUCAUGAAAUGGGCACUGGAAAACUCGAAUAGCUACGAUUCAAUAAAAUGGCGUUUAGGCAAUGCACUCCUGGCCCAAGAGAAGAUCAGUCAAUUCGUCUCACGACCGCUCAGCCCAGUGCAGUGGCAGCUAGAAGUAAGCCAGCUGUUCGCCACAUCCCUGGCGCGAAGUCAAUUUGACGUGUUAGGGAUUGGGAUUGGAGAAGAUAGGGAGAAGCCUGGAUACGUCGAGUUGACGCCGGCCGAAGCCAGAGGUCAUCUUUGCGGACUCGUUAAAGUCAAAAUGACGGGUGCAAUCAAUGUCCACCUCGGGUGGUUCCUUCUUAUUUUCGCGCUUUUAUUCCUUAUUUUCUUCUUGACAUGGAAACCAAAGACUGUUGGCUGGAAAGCUCCUGAAAGAGGCUACGGGGGUCAGCGAGAAGCUAUCAUGAUUGACUAUAUCAUCGAGCGCGUUUCGGAACUUUCGGUAUGGCUUCUAGGAUUUGCAAAGGAGAAGUAUCGGAAUUGGAAAGCUUCGAAGCAGCAUGGAAAUCAACCAACUGAUCCUGAUGCCGAACAUGUUGAUAAUGGCUCAGAACACAACGAUGGACCAGAAGAUCACGAUUAG